Molecule: messenger RNA, 1317 nt
Organism: Pseudozyma flocculosa PF-1
Lineage: Eukaryota; Fungi; Basidiomycota; Ustilaginomycetes; Ustilaginales; Ustilaginaceae
Exons: 7
Coding region: 1-1317 (438 amino acids)
Biological process (GO): secondary metabolite biosynthetic process
Molecular function (GO): FAD binding
Source: RefSeq, a predicted model, not a curated record
AUGGCAGCAGCCAAAAAGGACUUCCACGUCUCCGUCGUCGGCGGCGGCAUCGGCGGCCUCUGCACCGCCAUCGGUCUCCACCGCGCAGGCGUGCCCGUCCAUCUCUUCGAGUCGGCCCACCAGUUCGCAGAGAUCGGCGCCGGCAUCUCCAUCGGCCCCAACUCGCAGAACGCCCUCAUCCGCCUCGGCCUCUACGACGAGUUCGCAAAGCACGCCUUUAUUCCCUCGCGCAACCUCUACUUCCAGUGGCGCAUCGGCGAGGGAGACGACCAGCGCUUCCUCGCAGAGACCCUCUGCAAGGAGCACGGCGCCGCCUCGAUCCACCGCGCAGAGCUCCUCGACACCCUCGUCCGCCGCCUCCCCAAAGAGCUCGUCUCGUUUGGCAAGAGGCUCGAACGCAUCGAGCAGCCCACCGACGCCAGCGACAGGCAGGGCAAGAAGGUCACCCUCCACUUCAAGGACGGAUCGACGCACCAGACCGACAUCGUCAUCGGCUGCGACGGCAUCCACUCGCACGUCCGCGGCGCCCUCGACCCGGCAAAGUCCGGCCCCUCGGCCGUCGCAGGAUCCGACAAGCUCAAGUGGAGCGGCACCUGGGCCUACCGCGGCUGCAUCCCGCGACAGCGCUUCGAGGACGCCGUCGGCGGAGAGAUGGGCAAGUUCUACGCCAGGGAGUCGCAGAUGUUCCUCGGAAAGGACCGGCACGUCCUCAUCUUUCCCAUCCAAGGCGGUGACGUGGUCAACAUUGUCGCCUUCCGCACCGACCGCAGCCAGUGGCCCAAGCGACCCAGCUUGGCACCGGGCGAGGCUUGGACCCAAGAGACGACGCCCGAGGCGAUGCUGGCCGACUUCGAAGGCUGGGGCAAAGACAUCCUCAACAUGCUCAAGUGCGUCGACAAGCCGAGCAAGUGGGCGCUCCACCAGAUCGACCCGCCGCUCGAAUCCUACGUCAACGGCCGCGUGAUUGUGUCUGGCGACGCAGCCCACGGAGGAACGCCUCACCAGGGAGCCAUGGCAGGCCAGGCCAUCGAAGACGCGCUCUUCUUCCACCACCUCUUUGGCCACCCGAGCGUCAACGCAUCCAACGUGCAGGCCGCGUUGGGGAGCAUCGAUGCGAUCCGAGUACCGCGCGGCAACGAAGUCAUGGUCAAGAGCCUCGAGGUGGGAGACGUCUACGAGUUUGCCGGUCCGCUCGGCGACGACCUCGAGCGUCUGUCCAAGGAUCUCGUCGAGCGGUGGACCUACCUGUGGGAGUAUGACUUUGACGCCGAGCGCGCAAAGCUCGACGACUGGCUCGCACAACACGGUAUCGCCUAG